Messenger RNA from Acanthisitta chloris (rifleman), 2746 nucleotides. RefSeq names its product Scm-like with four mbt domains 1 (gene SFMBT1). The transcript is spliced from 20 exons. Lineage: Eukaryota; Metazoa; Chordata; Aves; Passeriformes; Acanthisittidae. Gene Ontology annotation, cellular component: nucleus. The coding region runs from base 143 to 2746 and encodes 867 amino acids. Gene Ontology annotation, molecular function: transcription corepressor activity; histone binding; sequence-specific DNA binding. Gene Ontology annotation, biological process: regulation of DNA-templated transcription. The record is from RefSeq and is a predicted model, not a curated record.
UUCAGGUGCUUUUCAGGAUCCCUUCUUGAAUGUCCUGACUGCCAGUAUCAAAGGUGGGAGGCAACUCAUGACCACCAAACAGUGACAGCCUUGGAUUCCUCUGCUUCUGGCUGCUCAAAAUAACCACUGGACUACUGUGGAGAUGAAUGGAGAACAGCAGUAUGAUGCAGAUGCUGGUUCCAGUGUGGAAGAAAUGGAAUUCAAUUGGGAUGAGUAUCUAGAAGACACAGGAGCAACUGCAGCCCCGCAUGGAUCUUUUAAACAUGUGGAUACAAGUUUGCAGAAUGGUUUUGCCCCUGGAAUGAAGCUAGAAGUUGCUGUUAAGUCUGACCAAAACACCUACUGGGUAGCCACCAUCAUCACAACCUGUGGGCAGCUGCUCCUGUUGCGCUACGAUGGUUACGGGGAGGACCGCAAGGCUGACUUUUGGUGUGAUAUCAUGACAGCUGAUUUGCACCCCAUUGGCUGGUGUGAGCAGAACAAGAAGAUUCUCAAAGUGCCUGAAGGUAUCAAGGACAAGAUACCUGACCAGGAGGAAUUCCUUCAGCGGGUGCUGAAAGGAGCAUGCAGUGCUCCUGCUAACCUGCUGGAGGGGCUUCACAGAGGGAAAAAUCCAUUGGAUCUCAUUGCACCAGGCUCCCGGCUAGAACUGCAAAACAUCCGGGAUUCCCUGGAAGCCUGGAUAGUCAACGUGGUAGAAAAUGUUGGUGGGAGACUUAAGCUGCGAUAUGAAGGGCUGGAGGAUUCUGACAAAUUUGACCAGUGGCUGUUCUACUUGGACCCUUUCCUUCACCAAGUGGGUUGGGCAGCUCAGCAUGGAUACAGCCUGCAACCACCUCUAGCCAUUAGGCCCUUGAGGAGUGACACAGAUUGGCAAGAGAUCCUGAAGAAGGUGAAAGAGGAGGAGGAGGAGUCAUCUGUUCCUACAGAUCUUUUUAAGGAUAAGCCUGUGAUUGGAGUGCAUUCAUUCUCUGAAGGCAUGAAGUUAGAAGCUGUGGACCCAAUGGCUCCUUUUGUCAUCUCUCCUGCUACAGUUCUCAAGGUAUACAAUGACAAAUACUUCAUGAUAGAAAUUGAUGACCUGAGACCAGACCGUCCGACCAGCCAGUCCUACAUCUGUCAUGUCAACAGCGCUGGGAUUUUCCCCGUGCAGUGGAGCCUGAAGAAUGGGCUGCAUCUCAGUCCUCCCCCAGGUUAUCCUGGGCAGGACUUCGAUUGGGCAGACUACCUCAAACAGUGUGGUGCUGAGGCAGCUCCCCAGAGCUGCUUCCCUUCGUUAACUUCUGACCAUGGAUUUAAAGAGAAUAUGAAGCUUGAGGCUGUGAACCCAGUUGAUCCUGAAGAAGUUUGCAUUGCUACAGUCACCAAGUUGAAAGAUUCUUACCUCUGGCUUCAGCUGGAGGGCUCCAAGAAACCUGUCCCUGACUGUAUAGUGAGUGUGGAAUCAAUGAAUAUAUUUCCAGUGGGUUGGUGUGAGACGAAUGGAUAUCAGCUCAGACCUCCUCGCAAAGCAAUAGUAAACAAGCAGAAAAAAAUUGCAGUAGUUCAACCGGAGAAACAAAUUUUGUCUUCAAGGACAGUUCAUGAUGGACUAAAGAACCAGGAACUGAACUCUUCUGACUCAGUGGUAAUUAAUGGCAAGUACUGCUGCCCAAAGAUCUACUUCAACCACCGGUGCUUCUCAGGGCCUUACCUGAACAAGGGCAGGAUUGCAGAGCUUCCUCAGUCUGUGGGUCCUGGGAACUGUGUUCUGGUUCUCAAAGAGGUUCUCACAUUAUUGAUCAAUGCAGCCUACAAACCCAGCCGUGUCCUGCGGGAGCUGCAGUUGGAUGAAGAAGCUGCAUGGCAUGGGCACGGAGAGACCCUAAAAGCCAAAUACAAAGGCAAGAGCUACCGUGCAACUGUGGAGGUUGUGAGGACAGCAGAUCGGGUGGCAGAUUUCUGCAGAAAAACCUGCAUCAAGCUGGAAUGUUGUCCAAACCUCUUUGGCCCUCAGAUGGUGCUGGAUAAGUGUUCCGAGAACUGCUCUGUCCUGACGAAGACUAAAUACACACACUAUUACGGAAAGCGGAAAAACAAGCGGAUAGGAAGGCCUCCGGGUGGCCACAGUAACCUGGAAGUAGCCAUGAAGAAACCAAAUAAAAGACGGAAGAGACGAAAACAUUUUUUUGUUCAUAAGAAAAAACGUUCUUCUGCAUCUGUGGAUAACACUCCAGCUGGGUCUCCCCAGGGCAGUGGGGCAGAAGAGGAUGACGAACAGGAUGAGGUGGAUGAAGAAUCUCUGACUGAGGAUAGUACCUCAGAGCACCAAGACGAAUUGCUUGAAGAAUCAGAGGUAUCAGAGAAGAAAUCACUGUCAUCAUCUCCUACGCAGAGUGAACUGUCUCAUUCCCUGGCUCAGGACCGAGACAAACGGAAGAGGAAGCUCAGGACCUUUUCCUUUUCUGAUGAUGAAAAUAAGCCUCCUUCACCAAAGGACAUAAAGAUGGAAGUUGCUGAAAAGCUGCAGCUGGACAGUAACCCUCUGGAGUGGAGCGUGACUGAUGUGGUACGAUUCCUCAAAUCCACUGACUGUGCUCCACUGGCAAGAAUUUUCCUUGAUCAGGAAAUUGAUGGCCAGGCACUGCUGCUGCUGACCCUGCCCACUGUUCAGGAGUGUAUGGACUUGAAACUUGGACCAGCUAUUAAACUCUGCCAUCACAUUGAGAGGGUCAAACUUGCCUUCUACCAGCAGUUUGCUAACUGA